Messenger RNA from Scomber japonicus (chub mackerel), 579 nucleotides. Its product is annotated as ladderlectin-like. Gene Ontology annotation, molecular function: signaling receptor activity. The transcript has 8 exons. The coding region runs from base 1 to 564 and encodes 187 amino acids. NCBI's taxonomy places the organism in Eukaryota, Metazoa, Chordata, Actinopteri, Scombriformes, Scombridae. The record is from RefSeq and is a predicted model, not a curated record.
AUGAAGACUGUCCUCGUCCUCUCCAUUCUCUUCUGUGCUGCUUUUGCAGCUCCAGCUGAAGACAAAGAGAAAGCUCUAGAGAUGGAGGAGACAAUGAUGAAAGAAGAAUUUGUGCCAGAAGAUUCUGCCCCUGUUCCCAUGAACGCUCGUGUGUUUGAGGAGGCAGCAGCACCUGAAUCUCGUAACUUCUGCCCAGACGGCUGGUUCAGCCACGGCUCUCGCUGCUUCCUGUUCGUCAACACUCCCAUGUCUUGGUACAAUGCUGAGGAGCACUGCAACGCCAUGGGUGCCCACCUCGCCUCAGUCUCCAACCCCAGAGAGUACAGCUUCCUUCAGCAGAUGACAAAUACAGGUGGUCAGAGCAUCGCAUGGCUGGGAGGCUUCAGCCUGCAGGGCAAGUGGCUGUGGAUUGACCGUGAGGGAAUGUAUUACACUAACUGGUACGCCCAGUCCUCCUCCAGCAGCUACCCAUGCAUGUACUUGCGCAACACCAAUGGUUGGGGGAACACCCAGUGUGGCAAUGCUUAUCGCUUCAUUUGUUCCAAGAACAUGUUCGGCUGUUGAUACAUCAACAGAACA